Dipodomys spectabilis (banner-tailed kangaroo rat) is the source of this 1897-nucleotide messenger RNA. It is a transcript of the gene Fkbp4, whose product is annotated as FKBP prolyl isomerase 4. Gene Ontology annotation, molecular function: protein binding; peptidyl-prolyl cis-trans isomerase activity. Bases 33 to 1397 code for a protein of 454 amino acids. The record is from RefSeq and is a predicted model, not a curated record. Lineage: Eukaryota; Metazoa; Chordata; Mammalia; Rodentia; Heteromyidae. The transcript is spliced from 11 exons.
CGCGCCGCCCGCCCCGCCCCCGGCGAGCGGCCAUGACCGCCGAGGAGAUGAAGGCGGCGGACGGCGGGGCGCGGGCGGCGCCGCCGGCCCCCGAGGGGGUGGACAUCAGCCCCAAGCAGGACGGGGGCGUGCUGAAGGUCAUCAAGAGAGAGGGGACGGGCACAGACACGCCCAUGAUUGGCGACCACGUCUUCGUCCACUACACUGGAUGGCUGCUGGAUGGCACGAAGUUUGACUCUAGCCUGGACCGCAAGGACAAAUUUUCCUUUGACCUGGGCAAAGGGGAAGUCAUCAAGGCCUGGGACAUUGCCGUGGCAACCAUGAAGGUGGGGGAGGUGUGCCACAUCACCUGCAAGCCAGAGUAUGCCUAUGGCUCAGCCGGCAGCCCUCCCAAGAUCCCUCCCAACGCCACGCUCCUGUUUGAGGUGGAGCUGUUUGACUUCAAGGGAGAGGACCUGUCGGAAGAUGAGGAUGGCGGCAUCAUCCGCAGGAUCCGGGUCCGGGGUGAAGGCUAUGCCAGGCCCAAUGAGGGCGCCAUUGUGGAGGUGGCGCUGGAAGGCUUCUAUGAGCACCGUCUGUUUGACCAGCGGGAGCUCCGCUUCGAGAUCGGGGAGGGGGAGAGCCUGGACCUGCCCUGCGGCCUGGAGAGGGCCAUCCAGCGCAUGGAGAAGGGGGAGCACUGCGUUGUGUACCUCAAGCCCAGCUACGGUUUCGGCAAUGCUGGGAAGGAAAAGUUCCAGAUCCCACCGCAGGCUGAGCUCAUUUACGAACUCCAUCUUAAGAGUUUUGAGAAGGCCAAGGAGUCCUGGGAGAUGAGCUCCGAGGAGAAGCUGGAGCAGAGCGCCAUUGCCAAGGAGCGCGGCGCGGUGUACUUCAAGGACGGCAAGUACAAGCAGGCGCUGCUGCAGUACAAGAAGAUCGUGUCCUGGCUGGAGCACGAGUCGAGCUUCUCCGGUGAGGAGCUGCAAAAGGCCUCGGCCCUGCGGCUGGCCGCCCACCUCAACCUGGCCAUGUGUCACCUGAAGCUGCAGGCCUUCUCGGCCGCCGUCGAGAACUGCGACAAGGCCCUAGAGCUGGACAGCAAAAACGAGAAAGGUCUCUUCCGUCGAGGGGAGGCACACUUGGCUGUCAAUGACUUUGAACUGGCACGGGCUGACUUCCAGAAGGUUCUGCAGUUCUACCCCAACAACAAGGCUGCCAGGACCCAGCUGGCCGUGUGCCAGCAGCGGGUCCGCAAGCAGCUGGCACGGGAGAAGAGGCUCUACGCCAACAUGUUCGAGAGGCUGGCGGAGGAGGAGCGCAAGGGCAAGGCCGAGGUGGCUUCAGGGGACCACCCCACCGACACAGCGAUGAAGGAGAAGAGCGAUGGCCAGUCCCAAAUGGAGACCGAGGCGUAGCCCUGCCCCGCCCCACCCCUUCUGAACACACUGAAGAGUUUUGCGUGAAUUGAGACCUUUAUUUUUCUAUCUGGUGGGUGGUGGCUCUGGGGGGACGGGGGAAGGCUGGGGGUCGCUCAGGUGGGUCCUGUCACCCCUCAUUGCAGGUGAGCGUGUGUCCUGCGCUCACACUGCUCAGAAUGCUAAUUUAUUCUGCUUCCUGUUUGGUCCACGUGUGAGCGGGGAGAAGGGGUGAGGUGUGAUGUGCAGCAGGGUGGGGAGGGGGAGCCCUGGGCUCUGGCGUGCCGGGUUGUGCCCCUCCCCUCUUCCCCUGGAGUGGCUGUCUUCUGGAGCUGGGGUGACUGCCCGUCCCCAUUCCUGUCCCCAUUCCUGUCUCCCCUCCUGUCCGCCUGCCCUCAGCCAGGCUGUGUACCCCUCCCCCCGGGCCUCUGCUCGCUGCCAAAGGCCCAGGUGCCACUCGAGCCCUGUGCUCGAGCAAUAAAGACGAUAAGCAAAACUGG